Messenger RNA from Suillus clintonianus, 1600 nucleotides. Its product is annotated as Formyltransferase. The transcript has 6 exons. Gene Ontology annotation, cellular component: mitochondrion. Lineage: Eukaryota; Fungi; Basidiomycota; Agaricomycetes; Boletales; Suillaceae. The record is from RefSeq and is a predicted model, not a curated record. Gene Ontology annotation, molecular function: methionyl-tRNA formyltransferase activity. The coding region runs from base 98 to 1243 and encodes 381 amino acids. Gene Ontology annotation, biological process: biosynthetic process; conversion of methionyl-tRNA to N-formyl-methionyl-tRNA.
ACCCGAAUGCUCGGCGGAUGCCAUGACCUUCAAUUAAUACGCUGCCCUUGCAGAUCGCUUCUCCAGCUGCGUGGGUUGGAGUCCAUCGAAGAUCGAUAUGCUCACUCAGACGUUUUAUAACUCUGCGUGGGUCACUUCCAUGCGUAGACACGCGCUAAAAAACUGCUUGAGCGCCCAUUUCUACAGUGGCGAUGCCAAAAAGAAGCCAUUCGACAUCUUGUUCUUUGGUCGCGACGAAUUCUCUUGUAACGUCUUCAAGCAAUUGCAUGACGCCCGAGAUGUUUGGCAAUCCGUGUCGAUCGCUACCAACCCAGACGUGAAAACUGGUCGACGAGGUUCUCAUUUAUCAAUCUCUCCACUCAAACUACUUGGAGAAUCUCUCGAGGUUCCAGUUCACACCAUACCACAACGAAAGGUUGACUUCAGGGGUUGGAUACCUCCAGCACCAUUUGUGAAUACCAACGAAGCUCACGUCUCCGUCCCUGCCAGUGAAACCCAUCUUCUUGUCACUGCUUCCUUUGGACGCAUUCUCCGCCCUUCACUCCUACACCUCUUUCUGCCCGGCCAGCGACUUAAUGUUCAUCCGAGCUUACUGCCUGCAUACCGAGGUCCGGCGCCCAUUCAGAGAGCUUUAAUGCGAGGAGAAAGGGGGACAGGUGUGUGCGUUAUUGAUAUGAUGGAGAAGAAGGAAGGGAUUGAUGCGGGAAGUGUGUGGGGCUGCGAGAGCAUGGUUGUUCCAGAAAAUGCGACAUUUUCUUCGCUGUCAGUGGAGCUGGCCCGGACAGGAGGAGAUUUGCUUGUCACGGUACUUCGGGAUAUGUUACUAGGAAACGCUCGUAGCAUCCCGCAACCUCCAGUCUUACCUACCACCCCACAUGCUUCUGCAAUAUCCGCUUCCGAUGCACAUGUUGAUUUUACAUCCCAAACUGCGUUGGACAUCGUCCGACUGUCUCGCGCGAUUUCACACCAGCGUCCUAUAACGACGACAAUGCUCGAUGGUCGUACUCUUCAGCUGCACCAUGUCAGUGUCUCCGUGAGUCAUAAUGAUAUGGGUCCUGUUGAGCCUGGGUGGGCAGUGUACGCUCCACAUACACGCACGAUACUCAUAAAUUGUGCUGACGGAGAGUGGCUGAGUGUUCUAAAGUUAAAGACCCAAGAUCGUGCGCUUCUGGCUGCGAAGGAAUGGUGGAAUGGGGUCAAGGGGCUAGGCUUGCUGCAUGAGGGUAUGCUGAAACUUUGCUAGAGGGUUCUUUCAUGUCGGUGUAUCACAUACUAUCAAAGAAGUGCUUCUCGAGCGCUUGUUACAGGUCCAGACUCGGUUCACACUGCGGAGUUUGGGAAAGGUCCACCCGCCACAUUCCCGGGUCUUGGAUAAUGAUUGUCACUGACGCGUGCCUCGUGUGGAUGCAUGUGGUUCAGGAUUGUAUUGACGGCCCUACAACCCUCGAAGAAGUGCGUGGUAGGUUUGUCCAAUCAGCGUAAGGUUGCAUUAAAAGCCCUACAACCCUCGAAGAAGUGUGUAGUAGGUUUGUCCAAUGAGUGCAAGCUUGUAUUGAAGGUUCGUCAAAUGAGUGUUAGCUUGUUCCGAUCAAUCACCCAC